Chaetomium fimeti is the source of this 1497-nucleotide messenger RNA. RefSeq lists its product as uncharacterized. Gene Ontology annotation, molecular function: oxidoreductase activity, acting on the CH-OH group of donors, NAD or NADP as acceptor. NCBI's taxonomy places the organism in Eukaryota, Fungi, Ascomycota, Sordariomycetes, Sordariales, Chaetomiaceae. The record is from RefSeq and is a predicted model, not a curated record. The transcript is spliced from 2 exons. Bases 185 to 1366 code for a protein of 393 amino acids.
CUUGAAACUUCCAUCCCGGGCCAACAUCGAAGUUCCCGCCGCAUGGCACCCGCAUCCUGCGGCGGCCGCGAUUCGUACCCAACAAACCGCACACACAUUCUGCCCACCAGCAAAAAUCGCACAUUCAACAAGCCACCAGUUAUCGUGGCCAGAGGAUUGCCUGCUCCGUUUGACUUGGCAUCCCAUGGGCCGUACUGGCAGCAACGGCUCCAGCAAAUAUCAAUGCCAGGUGCUGAAGAAGAAGGUGCAGGACAUAUGCGAAGAUGAAAGCGCUGGGGCUGUGCCAUUUUUGUUUGAACCCUUGGCACUUCACCUCCUCAAGGAGGGCUACCGCGUGCGAGCCGUCGUCCGCUCGCACUUCAAGGAGCGCGACCUCCAGCGCCGCCCGACGAUCCAGGCGACAAAUCCUGGACCCCGCCUGAGCUUCGCCAUCGUCCCAAGCAUCAUGGUCGACGGGGCGUACGACAGUGCGAUGGAGGGCGUAACCAACGUCAUCCACUGCGCCUCGCCCGUGGCGACGGGGGCCAAGGUCGUCUACGCCAACGACGACGGCACGUUCUUCAUCCGGCCCGCGGUCGAGGGCACCCUCAACAUCCUGCGCGCGGCCGCGAAGGUGCCCACCGUCGCCCGCGUCGUCGUCACCAGCUCCCUCGCCGCGCUCAUCCCCUUCCAGGACCUCUCCCGCCCUGGCGGCGCCCCCGGCGGCGCGCGCGCAUACACGCCCCUCGACCGCGCGCCGCUGGAACCCGCCCCCUACCGCAGCGACGUCGCGGCCUACGUCGCCUCCAAGAUCUCGGCCCUGCAGGCCGCCGACGCGUGGGUCACCGCCAACGCCCCCCACUUCGACCUCGUGCACCUGCACCCGGGCUUCGUGCUGGGCCCCCACCACACCGCCACCACCCUCCCGCGCGCGCUGCAGGGGGGCAACACGCUGGUGAUGGCGGCGCUGCGGGCGGCGGGGCUGCGGCGGCGGCGCCCCCGCGGCAGCACGCACGCCGCCGUCUCGGUGCACGUGGACGACCUCGCGAAAGUGCACGUCCGCGCCCUGCACCAGGGUACCGUCCCCGGCGGCUGUGGUUAUAUUGUCGCCCGGCCGGCCGCGUGGGAGGAUGUGCCGCGCAUCGCGUGCGCGCGGUUUCCGGACGUUUUUGGGGUGUCGCCACCUGCUGGUCCUGCUGGUCCCAUCGGCAAUGUCACGGCCAAGGGGCUGAAUAUCGAUGACGAGGGAACGCAAGACGCGUUUCCCCGCAUUCAGUUCGCCGGCUUCGAGGAGCAGGUCGUGAGCGUCAUCCAGCAGUACCUGGACUUGGCUGAUGAGGCGGAUAUGGCGGCCCUGCGUGAGAUGGCGCGGAGGAUCGAGAGGUGAUAUGGGACGCUGGCGGAGGGAUGAGACGACGGGAUGGACUUGGGAUUAGCUGGUUGCUGAGGCAGGUUGGGUGAUGUCUUUGAGUGAGUGAGGUGGGAUGGAGGAGGAAAGUUAUAGGCGGUAUAUUGAUU